Messenger RNA from Gavia stellata (red-throated loon), 1917 nucleotides. RefSeq names its product leucine rich repeat containing 4C (gene LRRC4C). The transcript has a single exon. Gene Ontology annotation, molecular function: cell-cell adhesion mediator activity. The record is from RefSeq and is a predicted model, not a curated record. Gene Ontology annotation, biological process: synaptic membrane adhesion; regulation of axonogenesis; modulation of chemical synaptic transmission. The coding region runs from base 1 to 1917 and encodes 638 amino acids. NCBI's taxonomy places the organism in Eukaryota, Metazoa, Chordata, Aves, Gaviiformes, Gaviidae. Gene Ontology annotation, cellular component: glutamatergic synapse; plasma membrane; postsynaptic density membrane.
AUGUUGAACAAGAUGACCUUACAUCCACAGCAGAUAAUGAUAGGUCCUAGGUUUAACAGGGCCCUAUUUGACCCCCUGCUUGUGGUGCUGUUGGCUCUUCAGCUUCUUGUGGUGGCUGGUCUAGUGAGGGCUCAAACUUGCCCUUCUGUCUGCUCCUGCAGCAACCAGUUCAGUAAAGUGAUUUGCGUACGGAAAAACCUGAGAGACGUGCCAGACGGCAUCUCCACCAACACCCGGUUACUCAAUCUCCAUGAGAACCAGAUCCAAAUCAUUAAAGUUAAUAGCUUCAAGCAUCUGAGGCACCUAGAAAUCCUGCAGCUCAGCAGGAAUCACAUCAGAACAAUUGAAAUAGGGGCUUUCAAUGGUCUGGCCAAUCUCAACACUUUGGAACUCUUUGACAAUCGUCUGACCACUAUCCCAAAUGGGGCUUUUGUAUACCUAUCAAAACUGAAGGAACUGUGGUUGAGAAACAACCCCAUCGAGAGCAUCCCUUCUUAUGCUUUUAACAGAAUCCCUUCUCUCCGGAGGUUGGAUUUGGGGGAAUUGAAAAGGCUUUCAUAUAUCUCAGAAGGUGCCUUUGAAGGUCUGUCCAACUUGAGGUAUUUGAACCUUGCCAUGUGCAAUCUUCGAGAGAUUCCUAACCUCACCCCACUUGUAAAACUGGAUGAGUUAGAUCUUUCUGGGAAUCACCUGACUGCCAUCCGGCCAGGUUCUUUCCAAGGGUUAAUGCAUCUUCAGAAAUUGUGGAUGAUACAGUCCCAGAUUCAAGUGAUAGAAAGGAAUGCUUUCGAUAACCUUCAGUCACUGGUAGAGAUCAAUCUGGCACACAACAAUCUAACACUACUGCCUCAUGACCUGUUCACACCACUCCGCCUGGAAAGGAUCCACUUGCAUCACAAUCCUUGGAACUGCAACUGUGAUAUCCUUUGGCUCAGCUGGUGGAUUAAAGACAAGGCACCCUCCAAUACUGCAUGCUGUGCCCGUUGCCACACACCUCCCAGUUUAAAAGGAAGGUACAUUGGUGAGCUGGACCUGAAUUACUUCACAUGUUAUGCUCCAGUCAUAGUGGAGCCACCAGCAGACCUUAACGUCACAGAAGGCAUGGCUGCAGAGAUGAAAUGCCGGGCAUCAACCUCCCUGACCUCUGUAUCUUGGAUUACCCCAAAUGGAUCUGUUAUGACGCAUGGGGCGUACAGAGUUCGGAUUGCUGUGCUCAGUGAUGGCACAUUAAAUUUUACAAAGGUAACUGUGCAAGACACGGGUUUGUAUACAUGCAUGGUGAGUAACUCUGUUGGGAAUACCACAGCUUCUGCCACACUGAAUGUGACUGCCCUGGAUAACCCUGGUUACACGUACUUUUCAACCGUCACAGUAGAGACUGUGGAACCUUCUCAGGAUGAGGCACAGACCACAGAGCAGGUUGGGCCCACACCAGUUACCAACUGGGACACCACUAACAUGACAACCUCACUCACUCCACAGAGCACAAGAUCAACAGAAAAAACGUUCACCAUUCCUGUGACGGACGCAAACAACGGGAUCCCAGGAAUAGAUGAGGUUAUGAAGACUACCAAAAUCAUAAUUGGUUGUUUUGUGGCUAUCACUCUCAUGGCUGCUGUGAUGCUGGUAAUUUUCUACAAGAUGAGGAAACAGCAUCACCGGCAGAACCAUCAUGCUCCAACACGGACUGUAGAGAUCAUUAAUGUGGAUGAUGAGCUUACAGGUGACACACCCAUAGAGAGUCACUUGCCCAUGCCAGCAAUAGAGCAUGAGCACCUAAAUCACUAUAACUCUUAUAAGUCUCCUUUCAACCACACAACAACAGUUAACACAAUAAAUUCAAUACACAGUUCAGUGCAUGAACCGUUAUUGAUCCGAAUGAACUCAAAAGACAAUGUACAAGAGACUCAAAUCUAA